Molecule: messenger RNA, 3627 nt
Organism: Mercenaria mercenaria
Lineage: Eukaryota; Metazoa; Mollusca; Bivalvia; Venerida; Veneridae
Exons: 2
Coding region: 212-2446 (744 amino acids)
Source: RefSeq, a predicted model, not a curated record
UGCAUUUAUACAGAUGAAAAUGAGAUUGAUAUUUUAUAGUUGAUUGUAGAGGAUAUAUUGUAUUUAUAUUGAUUAAAAUGCAUUGCUUUAUUUUCCUACUGAUCUCAUUAUAGUUUGUUGUUUAAACAUACAGUGCAACCUCUGUAUAGCAACACCCUUUGGGAGAUACAAAUGUUGACUGUGAUGUAGAGGUUGUUGUUCUAAAGAGGAAAUGAGUGAGAAGGACAGCAGGAGAAACAGCUAUUGUCAAGUGCUGGAGAAUUAUGGAUAUACACAGAAUAUCAGAAGUAGGUAUAAAGACCAUGCUCUAUUCUACGAAGCCGGAUUGCAAGUAGCGCGCGGGGGCAUGAGCAGUUUACAAAAUUAUAAAUUUGGAAGUUUUAUUGAGGCAACAAUGCUCCCUGGACGAAAGUCCGAUAUGGAUGUGGUAAUUUUGAUAAAACCGUUCGUUGUAUUUGAAAAACGAAUUCCUUACGAAAGGAAAAAUAGUUAUGUAACCUGUAAGAUGAUCAAAGAUCCCUGGACAGCACCUGGACACGUCAAGAUAGUGCCUUUUAAUAAUUUAUAUAUCAUUGAUAGAUUCCUAUAUCUAUGUACCAAAUAUGAUAUUUAUGGUCGGAGACUCUUGUGUUACAAUAGAAACAUAUUCUAUACUGACUAUUUGAAGUUGUAUAGGAACUAUGAUAGUGGUCCGCAUAGAGUUGAAAGGUCUGGACCCGCUAUGACGCUAAUUGCUCAGACAGGUAGACCUUGUGAUUUUAUUCAUGCUCUUAUGUGUGGAGACUGGCCGUCAUGUGCAAACGCUUGGCUUCAGGGACGGAAAACAUUGCUGUGGUUGGGUCGGAAGGAAAUGCAAAGAUUGACGAGACUUCCAUGCUUCCUAGUACCGACAGGUUACCAUGAAAGCAACCUCGAAUGGAGAAUUUCUUUUUCGCUACAAGAGCGUGAGCUCUUUUGGAAACUGACUGAUUUGCAGUAUAAAUGCUUCAUUAUGAUGAAAUACAUUAAAGAGGCAUCUUUUGGGAAAGAACAUUUUCAGUCCGAAAAUUCUUUGACGUCUUACCAUUGUAAGACUACUCUUUUUUAUACAAUAGAAAAUAACUCAGAUAUAUGGAAACAAGGGAAUUUAAUUGAUGUUACAACUUUAUGUUUUAAACUUCUUUUAAAAUGGACUGACGUUCGAUAUUGCCCAAGUUACUUUGUACCAACACUAAAUUUAUUCUGGAAAUUAAACGAAAAUGACUUUGAAAAUCUGAGAAGUUUAUUACAAAGUGUUCUAGCAGAGCCAGUUGUGCAUUUUAUUAAAGGAAUCGAAUUGAUGAUCUACAUGCAUAAUUCAGAAUUGACAAUUGAUCCAAAAUUAAAGGAACUGUACGGCGUUUAUGAAACUCCGUUCAGUAGCAUCAAAUUCAUAGACAGUUUAGAUCACACACACAGGGAACUUGGUUGUAUGUUAGGAACUGUUAUGGAGUACGUUUCACAUUUGUCCUUACUUGAAACAAUAUGCCGCCUUGCAAGAUUACUGAAUAUGAAUCAGCGAAACGAUGCAAAUAUUUUUACAAGUUUAGCUUUCCCAUUCAUUCACACAACACUGGCUUGUCAUUUUGUUAUUCUUGCAUUAGAAUCGGAUCACUAUAGCAGAGACUUUCACAUAAUGAUUUCUGCAUUUCACUUUUGGAAAGGACUUAACUCAGACACAAUGUCUAGUAAACUGAAGCUGGUGACGGUUCUCCUCUACACUGGAUACAAAGAAAGUGCCGCAGCUUUGAUGAAGGAAAUUUCUAUGGUCUGUACAAGUUGUCUUUUCUUUGGAUGCUCAUGCUUUUAUUCGUCUAAAUACGAUCAUCGAAGAUCCUUACGCUUCCACAAUUUUGUACGCAAACGUGCUAGAAUGGAUCUAUUAUGUCUAUCAACAAAUGAACUGAUUCGCAGGCAUUUAUGCCACUGUGUAAUGUUCCUACCCACAGAAAUUGAAAUCACCCUAUACCCUUUACAGUUUGAGAUGUUUCGAUCAUACGCAGUACCAGACGAUGCUAGAAAUCCAAGUAAGUUUGACUAUUGGUGGUUUCAGUGUGCCGUUAUCGAUCCAGAAACAUACAUGCAUUUUCUUUGGCAUUUAAUUGAUGUCUCGUGGAUAGAGAAAGGACAAGUGUUCGAUGAAUUACUUGAAACUACUACAAUACAUACAUGGGCUCAUUACCACUGGGAAACCAAAGUGAACGUUGCAGGAUGGCUUACAGAAAGAAGCGGGCAAAAUGUGAAAGCACUGGAAAUGUACUUAUCAUCGUGGCGCCUUUUAAAGAUAAGACAAUUGCAAUAUCAAGUACUUCCAGAUAAUAAACUACUCUUUCAUUCUAACAAUGCUGCCAAAUGGCAUUUAGUUUUAUUGUUGUAUCGAAUGUGGUGUGAGCGUCAAUUCGAGAUAUUUGGGAGAUAUUGCUUGUGAAGUCAUAGUGGAAAAAAGACAUAGAAUGCAGCAUGCAGCUGAUAUUUUUGUCGUUAUGAUUUUAUUAGAUAGGAAUGUGAAACGGUUUAACGAUAUUUUAAUUUGGGAAUGGAUAUAGUUACAGUUUAUAUGGGCUAACAAGUUUUGAUCACUGACACUUGCAGCCGAUUUAAGUUAGCGGCGUCGGUGAUUUAAAAUUCAGAACCAUGUAGAAUGUAUGGACAAUUCAUAAGACUUCUUUUUCCAGUUAUCCACAACACCGCAAUCUAAUAACAAAAGUAAGGAUAAGGCUAUACUUUCAUUUUGUUACUUUGUUAUUACAUUUGAUUUGGAAGGGACUACCUAGGAUACACAUGUCUAUCCCUACAAUCUCUUGAAACCUCCCCCCCCCCCCCCCUCCCCACCCCCCCCCACCACCACCACCACAAACCACAAAAAACAAAACAAAACAAAACAAUAUUAUGUUGAAACUUACAAAAUGUUUUUUAGGAUCAUAAGGCAAAUUUCCAUACCUUGUCCCGUUACUCUGACUUUCUUUUGACAAAAUUAUUCCCACUUUUGACUUGGAAAAAAACUCUCAAAAUUAACAUUUCUUUCAAUAUUUCUAACGUCUAUGCAUGCAUUUGAUUCAAACAACCAUUAGAGAUUGUAUUUUAAGUUUACACAUCAACUUCUGUUACUUUGCCUUUUGACAGAUUUUUCCCGUUUAGACUUAGCAAAUAUAGCAAAACUUAGGUAUCUUUUUAAUAUUUCUGAAUCCAUACAAGAUAUUGCAUCGAACUUCAUAAUAGGUUUUAAGGGUAACACAUGUUUUAAAAUCGGUGUUUUUCAGUAAUUUUGUACAUAUGUGCUGGGUGAGAAAAAUGUGCAGCCUGACAAGACUCGACCUCGGGUCAUCUGAAUAUCGUUCCGAUGCUCUACCGACUGAGCUGCCAGGUCUACACAUUUACUCCCCGUUUUAAUAUUCAAGUUCUAUACCGUGGCACAUGCAUAGUAUGCGUUUAAAUACAUAUCAGAACAACUGUAUGUUAAUGACCUUUAUUUUUGGUUUAAUGUAAUCAUAUUUUAUUGCAUAUCUUUAUUAUAAACAUAAUAUACACAUAUCAAAUACAAAAGUAUGAAAAUAGCAAAUGGGUUGGACUUUAAGUUAUACCAACAUUAUAAGUAGCCCUCCCCACUGC